AUGUGGUUUGCUUAUUUGGGCGUACCUAUCACUGUUCAUUUUCUUUCAUUGGUGACACCCUCAAGUUCCGCAUCGUUUGGUUGCAAGAAUGCAAUGAUUUCUGAUGAAUGGAGGCAAACUGUGCUGGAAUUUCACAACAAGAAUCGUAAGAAUGUAGUUAAAAACCAACAAGAGACGAAAGACAAUAAAAAAAUGCCCUUUGCGAAAGAUAUGUAUGAACUAACCUGGGACUGCAAUAUCGAAGAAGUUGCGUACGCAUACAGUUGCGAUAGAACAGCAGUUAAUCCUGCCUACGGCGUGGUUGAAGCGGACAUCAGUUUGGGUGGCAGCCCCUGUAACAUCACGGCAAAAACACAUACUCUCCUACAGAAGUGGUGGGAUGAGGCCAAGACAACGGACCUCAGCCAAAAUGUUCAAUAUGUGGAUGCGAUUAAAAAUUUCGGCAUCAUGGCUAAUGCGAAAGCUAAAGGUUUUGCAUGCACGUACAACAAAUGUCCCAAUGGCGCCAAAUUCGUUUGCGUUUACGAUCAGAAGCUCGUAGUCAAUAACCCACAGAAUUCGGUGUACACCGUAGCCGGUAAUGAUGGAGAAGCAUGCGACUCUUGCGCACAAGAUCAGGCUACGUGCGUUGGAUAUCUCUGCACGAAGACCUAUGACUCUACUGCUACUCUCCCUGCAACGAAGUGCACUCAACCAAAUGAUGAUGGGAUGACAUUGGACUUGCAAACCACGGCGCAAGACAUGUUAAACUACUACAGAAGAGCUCUGGCAACAGGAUGGGGCACGGACAAGAACGGCUAUGCGCCGCCGGCAAAACAAAUCAAUAAGCUGACUUAUGACUGCGACACGUUAGGAUCACACGCGAAAUUAGUCAUGAACUGCAAUGUUCCAGUCUAUACCCCUCUACCUGAGGUAAUUAUGACUGUAUUUUUACCAUGCGUUAAAGCAAUUUCAUUCUAUGCGACAUCCAUUAUUGAAUGUAAACUUUUAGCAGUAGCUUUAGAAUUGAACAACAUAGCUAUAACGAGUUGGUGGAAACAGCUGGAGAAAGUUGACGUCGAUAAGGAAGCGAAGUUUACCAAUGAACUGAAAACGAAUGCCCCCGACUUCGCUAACAUGGCGAUUGCAACCGCCACCAAGGUGGGAUGCUCCGUCCUAACCUGCUUAAAGCAGGGAUACGUCGUAGCUGGAUGCGAGUUUGACAAGGCACUCAAUGUUGAUGAUCCUAUCUACACGGUUGGCACCACAUGUACGAGCUGUAGAACUGCAAACCUGCAAUGUGAGACAAUUCUUCCGGGAUUGUGUGCCUAA
Molecule: messenger RNA, 1311 nt
Organism: Necator americanus (New World hookworm)
Lineage: Eukaryota; Metazoa; Nematoda; Chromadorea; Rhabditida; Ancylostomatidae
Exons: 14
Coding region: 1-1311 (436 amino acids)
Source: RefSeq, a predicted model, not a curated record